AUGGAGUGUUUCGUGUUUGUGAAAGUGAAAUAUCCCGAUGAGAAAGAAGAGGAUUUUGUUGUUGGAAAGUUUUUUGAUCUUGACAAGUGCGAAAAAUUGGAGCUUGACUCAGAUUUGAAGCUUCACGAGAAACAAAAAGGCAAACUUGUUCUUGGAUUUCGCAGCACAGAUUUUAAAACAGUUAAUUGGUUUAGUGCGGUUCCUCUUAAACGUGUUGGUAAUCUUUCUUUCAUUAUAUCGCCUCCGUAUCAUAAGGAUAAAGAAGACAACUUUUAUCUGAUGCAGUACUUGUUUGAUCCGAAUGUUUUUGCUAGAUUUGAACGGGAGGAUGAUAAGCCAGUUGAUUUGGCUCUUUACGAAGAUGAAGAUGAAAUAGGCGGCCAAUUUCAAACAAAGAUUAACCAGAAAAACAUGAAUCUGACUAUUGAAGAAGUUGCAGAGAGAUCGAAAAAUGUUCUAGAAAAAAGGAGGAAGGUCACAAAGUAUUUAAAUCGCCACUACGAGAAGUACUUGGUAGGUGGGGCUCAAUUUAGUGGAAUUAUACAGUUAGCUAAUGAAGAGAUUAUUGCAACCGCAAAAAACCUUCAAGAAUGGAAGGGAAAACGUGAGAUAUUGUUUUCAAAUCUGCACCCAGGAGUAAUUUAA
Molecule: messenger RNA, 645 nt
Organism: Magnusiomyces paraingens
Lineage: Eukaryota; Fungi; Ascomycota; Dipodascomycetes; Dipodascales; Dipodascaceae
Exons: 1
Coding region: 1-645 (214 amino acids)
Source: RefSeq, a predicted model, not a curated record